UCUUUCUCUCUCGAUACUCUCUCUCGAGACAGGCGAUUAGGGUUGAUUUGGGAGUUUUUUUAUUUGGCUUGAUUUCGAAAUGGGUAUUGAGUCUGAAGACAACAACAAUGAAUCCCGGUGCUGGAGAGGAUUUAGAAGUCGAAGAAAGAGAUCUAAGGAGGAGAAACAAUGACAACAAGAGUGCCAGAUCACGGUGGCAUCAGUGGAGACUUGUUCGACGAUGGUGUUAACGAUUAUGUAAGGAAAGUGAUUGUCGGAGAAUGCUGUCAGGGGAUCGGCUAUAUCAAGAUGGAGUACGUGAAAGAUGGAACGGUCGUGCAACGAGAACACGGGAAAAAUACAGGAAGACUAACAAAGACCGCGUUUGAAGUUAACUACCCAGAUGAAUACAUCACAUCGAUCUGGGGAACUGUUAGAGAUGAUUACAUUUAUGGGACUCGUACCGUCGCCAGUUGCGCGGACCUGAGUAAAUUCAAGUUAGUACCUCCAUUUGAAAAAUUCACUGUACCAACUUCAAAAUCUGGUGAGGAUCCAAGGUAUAAAUAUGCAGUAUCGGAGAUUCAGUUCAAGACAUCAUACGGGAGAACAUCUCCGGUGUUUGGUACGCCCGGGUUGCUUAGCAAGGAGUUCGUGUUAGAAGGCAAAAACGGAACGAAACUUGUCGGGCUCCAUGGUCGGUUUGGUGAAUUUCUUUGCGGUAUUGGAGCUCACUUUAUCUUCGUUUCUUCUGAUUUUAAGCAACUAGAGCCUCAUGGUGCGCUCCUUGGGGUCUCUUGGGACGAUGGAGUGUACGACUGUGUGAGGAAAGUGCGCGUUGGAGAAGAUGGUGGUCGUUUAAGCUCUGUUGAAUUCGAAUAUGCUAAUGGAAAUCAACUGAUAAGUCAUCGUCACGGCAAAAAGCUACAAGAACGUAAAGAGUUUGUGCUGGACUAUGGAAAAGACGAAUACAUUAAGUCCGUUGAGGGAUUCUGCGAUAGAUAUGGUUUCGUUUCGUCUUUAACCUUCAAAACAUCACUGGGUAGAGACUCUGAGGUGUUUGGGAAAGCGGUUGGUACUAAAUUCGUCCUCAUGGCAGAAGGGUAUGAUAAGCUUGUCGGAUUCCGUGGGAGGUCUUCCGCUAAUCGUAUCACUGCUCUCGGAGCAAAUUUUGCUGUGGUGCAAGCUCCUCCCGUGAAGAAACUAGAAGCAAAAGGUGGGGAACAUGGUUGCGAGUGGGAUGAUGGGUUUCAUGACAGUGUUUACAGGAUAAUAGUAACAACCGAGCACGCUGUAGUGAAGUCGGUCAAGUUUGAGUACGUCAAUGGAAAGUACCAAACUGUUCAAGGAGGCGAUCACGUGAAGAUCAGCUCGACUGAUGAGACAGAAGAGUUUAAGCUUUGGUUUGGAGAUGAAUACAUCACAUCCGUUGAAGGACACUACGGUCAAAAACUGAGACUCUCUGGACCGUCGCGUGAAGUGACUAAACUGAUUGGAUACAAGUACAUUACGAUGCUUAAGUUCAACACAAACAUGAGUACAUAUCAAGUGUUGGGAAAAGAAAGUGAAGAUUACGAGUAUGAGGGCAAAUCGUUUGUGCUGGGGAUGGAAGGUCACAAGAUUGUUGGGUUCCAUGGCAGGUCUGCAUAUGAUACUCUUAAACAAAUUGGUGUUUACGUCAAGCCAAUAGGUAACCCUUAAAGUUAUUAUAUAUGUUUAGACUCUCCUAAAUUACCUUAUUAUGUUAUUGUCAUGGUCUCCUAGUACUCUCCUUCUCCUUCAGUAUGCCUUAUGGCUCUUAAAUUUGAAUAAAUAUUUACACCAGUUAUCAUUUUUUCUUC
Molecule: messenger RNA, 1817 nt
Organism: Capsella rubella
Lineage: Eukaryota; Viridiplantae; Streptophyta; Magnoliopsida; Brassicales; Brassicaceae
Product: jacalin-related lectin 45
Exons: 6
Coding region: 169-1677 (502 amino acids)
Molecular function (GO): carbohydrate binding
Source: RefSeq, a predicted model, not a curated record